This is a messenger RNA of Drosophila eugracilis, 1032 nucleotides long. RefSeq names its product probable phospholipid hydroperoxide glutathione peroxidase (gene Gtpx). NCBI's taxonomy places the organism in Eukaryota, Metazoa, Arthropoda, Insecta, Diptera, Drosophilidae. The transcript is spliced from 4 exons. Gene Ontology annotation, molecular function: glutathione peroxidase activity. Gene Ontology annotation, biological process: response to oxidative stress. Bases 134 to 850 code for a protein of 238 amino acids. The record is from RefSeq and is a predicted model, not a curated record.
UACUUUAUGGAAAAGCACCAACACAUAUAUAAUAGGGUUUUCGCAAGUCGCCGGCUCUAGUUUUAUUUACGAAAGAAAGAAAGAAAGUGCUAGGUGCUAUUAGUCAUUCAUAUUACGACAUAACGAUUGAAGUAUGAGUCUCAGGCAGUUUCAGAACAUUUCCCGCCAGGCCCUCAGGUGCUAUUCAGUCAGGCGGACCAUUGGCCCUGCCCUAGAGUUGAGUCAGGGUCAGAAGCAGAGCCUUCGCCUCUGCACCGUCCUGCUUCCCGUGAGCUGUGCGGCCACAUCCGUCACUUCCGCCUCCUCAGCCGCCCAGUACUCCACAGCUGCUGCCAUCGACAUGUCUGCUAACGGAGAUUACAAGAACGCCGCCUCGAUUUACGAGUUCACCGUAAAGGAUACCCAUGGAAAUGACAUUUCCCUGGACAAGUACAAGGGCAAGGUCGUCCUGGUAGUCAACAUUGCCUCAAAGUGUGGCCUGACCAAGAACAACUACCAGAAGUUGACGGACCUGAAGGAGAAGUACGGCGAGAGCGGACUGGUGAUCCUGAACUUCCCUUGCAAUCAGUUUGGAUCCCAGAUGCCAGAGGCCGAUGGCGAGGCUAUGGUGUGCCAUCUGCGCGACUCCAAGGCUGAUAUUGGAGAGGUCUUCGCUAAGGUCGAUGUGAAUGGAGAUAACGCUGCGCCCUUGUACAAAUACCUGAAGGCCAAGCAGACAGGAACCCUGGGCAGUGGAAUCAAGUGGAACUUCACCAAAUUCCUGGUUAACAAGGAGGGCAUCCCCGUCAACCGAUAUGCCCCGACCACCGAUCCCAUGGACAUAGCCAAGGACAUUGAGAAACUGCUGUAGGCGUCCCCUAGAUGUUAGCUGCCUUAUGGACUGUGUUUUUCGCGUAGCAUUAGCUUGUACCCGCCUGGCCACAUAUAGUCUUGUGGCUGGCCACAUGCACCGCAUGUUAUAUAUAUUGUCUACUCUUUUACUGGUUUUUGAUUCCCACCCACAAACAUAAUAAACGCUAUUUGUGGUUACCA